AUGGAUUCGAAGCCUUGCCAAGCCGUUGCGAUUGUCGCCUUACUCCUUCUGCUUCUCGAUGGUGGUUUUUGUCUUUCAGAUAAUGGCAGAACAUCCUUGAUAAGGGCCCUCCGAGGAAUCGAUCUUGACGAACGCCUCGAAAGACUGAGGAACCUGCGCGUGGUCGACAUGGAUCAGAAGUCUUCCUUGGCGGCUACAUCAAUGAACACCGCAGAGCAUGAACCAACAGCAUCGAAUGAUCUAUUUGGAGGGGGAUCAAUAAUUGAGAAAAAUCGCCUGGAAGGGGUCGACGAAUACCUGUACGAGGGCGACAUCAAUCUCACCGAAGAACAACUCUCCGCACUUGAAGCGAGUCUGAAUAGUAAUACCACUCGCCAAAAACGGCAAGCUUCGAAGACUGCUCCGCUAUGGGCAAACAAAAAGGUCUUCUACUACUUUGACGCGGCUUUUGGUGAUCCCAUGAAAUCCCUCGUCAAGAAAGCGCUGAACUAUAUCAGCGCUCGCACAUGCCUCACCUUCGUGGAGAACGCCACAGCCGUUAACCGCAUUCGUGUAUUCAGCGGAGAUGGAUGUUAUUCGUAUGUUGGUAUGAUCGGAGGUGAACAGGAACUAUCGCUGGCUGAUGGUUGCAAUACGGCAGAAAACCAACACAACUACAACAAACUCACUGCGGCCGAGUCCAUCAACUAUACACCGUACGAAUAUGGCAGUGCCAUGCACUACGAUACUAAAUCAUUCGCCUCAAGUGGACAGUCUCUGGUCCCCAAAAGCCCAAGAUUUCUGUACACGAUGGGAUCGCAGGAGGUUUCAUUCUACGACAUAUCUCUGAUCAACUUUCAUUACAAGUGCAAUGGCAUAUGUGCAACCAAAGGUGCAGCAUGUGUGAACGGAGGAAAACGGAAUCCAAAGAACUGUGCUGCAUGCAUUUGUCCUGCCGGCUACGGUGGCGCGCUGUGCAACCUUCGGCCAGCAGGGUGUGGCGCGGUGUUGACAGCAGGUCCAACCUGGAAAUCGAAAGUGGUCACUGUAGGUAACGCCACGAACCCAGGGCUCCGCGACACUUACGCAAAGUGCAAUGACUGGAUCAAGACAGAAAGCCAACACAACUACAACAAACUCACUGCAGCCGAAUCCAUCAACUACACACCGUACGAAUAUGGUAGUGCCAUGCACUACGACGCUAAAUCAUUCGCCUCAAGUGGACACUCUCUUGUCCCCAAAAGCCCGACAUAUCUGUACACGUUGGGAUCGCAGCAGGUUUCAUUCUACGACAUAUUCCUGAUCAACUCUCAUUACAAGUGCAAUGGCAUAUGUGCAGCCAAAGGUGCAGCAUGUGUGAACGGAGGAAAGCGGAAUCCAAAGAACUGUGCUGCAUGCAUUUGUCCUGCCGGUUACGGUGGCGCGCUGUGCAACCUUCGGCCAGCAGGGUGUGGCGCGGUGUUGACAGCAGGUCCAACCUGGAAAUCGAAAGUGGUCACUGUAGGUAACGCCACGAACCCAGGGCUCCGCGACACUUACGCAAAGUGCAAUGACUGGAUCAAGGCUCCAGCCGGGAAAAAAAUCCAAGUUCAGGUGACCAAAAUGGUAGGAGUUGAUUGCCGUUAUGGUUGCUGGACGCAAGGAAUUGAGUUCAAAACAAUGCCUGAUAAGCUUAAAACCAAUCCAAGGGCGUGCUGUACCGAACACCUGAAAAAGAUAAUCGUCAGCAGUCUAAACCCAACACCAGUCAUCUCAUACAACAUCUACCUUCAAUCGCAAAUCACCUACCAGUACAGAUAUAUU
Messenger RNA from Ostertagia ostertagi, 1782 nucleotides. The record is from the annotation of a GenBank genome assembly. NCBI's taxonomy places the organism in Eukaryota, Metazoa, Nematoda, Chromadorea, Rhabditida, Trichostrongylidae.